AUGACCUUUGGUUUAACACUUUGGGAGCUCCUUUGCGGCAAGCGCGCCGUGAUACAGACUUCCGAUCACGACGAUGUGUUGGAUGUCUGCAGCGGACACGUCGUGGUCAUCGAUGCCGCGAACCAGGCGAAGUUUGAGCCAGGCAAGAGUGUCAAUGAUGCGGUCAAAACCGUCGGCCUCCGCGUCGUGGCGGCGGUGUUAGCGAAUGCGGAACCCGCGGUUAUUAUCGACGGGCAGCACGCGGCUCCGGGCGCUGGGAAACUCGGGAAAGCGCAUCUCCGCGCCCGCGCCUUGGGCGUCAACGUGCCCGCCGAGGACAGCGAAGCUAGAUAUAGGAGAGGCGCGGAGUGGUUCGAUCGAGACGCGCUCGGCGACGAGUUCCGGAGGUUUCGCGAGCGCGUGCAACACUUUUGCACUGCGAUGGGCAUUUACUGCCACUUGUGUCACGCGGCGUCGUCCGAGGCGGAGGCCGGCGGCACGUGGCUCACGCAGAGCGUGACGAUCAAUGGGACCCCGUACCCGGCCGCGAGUGUCGCACUGAUGGGCCUCGACAAGGACCAGCUCGCCUACGGUUGUGUGCGAUCGGUCGCCUGCUUGGAGAAUACCAAGCAGACGGGCGACUUCUUCUACCAGUUCGUCGAGCUCGACGACGUCCUCGCGCGCCUCGAGCUGCGCGGCGUCAGCGAGCUCCGCGCGCUCAAUUUUUGGCUGGGUCACAACGACCGCCCGCCGCCCGUCGAGAGCUGCCAGGCGCUCGCUGAUACGCCCUGGGCCUCCGCGACGGCGGCGGCGGCGGCGCUCCUGGCGAAUAAUGGGACGCUGAGCAAGAUCAUGCGGCGGCGGGUACUACGAGAGUGGAAAUAUCUGUGAUCUCGAGAGAGUCCAAACCGGCGACAAUAUUUUCACGCGUAUCCCCGCGCAGGUCAUUGUUCUGGGCCAGACGCUCGACUUUGUGCGGCGCUUCUCGGCGAAGGCGCGCGCCGCUGGCUACGAGGGCGCGCUCGAGGGGCUCGUUUAUCUCGCCGGGCGCGACGGCAACGACACCGCGGUCAUGGACACGCGGGACUACAACCGUUUUUUCGCGCCGGCGUUCGGCGCCCACGGCUCGCCGACGCGCGCCGCGAUGGCGCUGUCUUUGAAAUAUUAUGCCGAGGAGAUGAAGAACGGCGGCGCGCGCGCGCUCGUCGGCCCGGACGCCCAGCACGUCCAACUCCGCGCCGCGCGGGAGAGCUUCCGCCAGGCCCCGUUUCCGCAGGGAUUACUCGACGCCGAUACCGACGAAGAGGCGCUCGAGUGGCUGUCCUCCCAGUUCGGGGGCAACCUCCUGCCAGCCGAGGGGGAGACCGGUUAUGAGAGAGCCCUCGAGAAGGUCAAGGCCGUCCGAGAACUCCGCGAGGACUCUUAA
This is a messenger RNA of Pelagomonas calceolata, 1405 nucleotides long. The record is from the annotation of a GenBank genome assembly. NCBI's taxonomy places the organism in Eukaryota, Pelagophyceae, Pelagomonadales, Pelagomonadaceae.